AGAUCCACAUUCUCAUUCGCAGCCUCAAAAGUCAAAACACAACCUUAGUGAAUAAAGGCUAGAAAAUUAAUUUAAGGAUAGUCUUGGGAAAUAGUUUUUGGUGGUGGUCUGAGAAGACAAUAAUGGGAACGUUGAGCUUGAAGAUUCAGGUACUCAACCUCUCUCCACGGCUCACUCUUGCGGACGUCACCAACUUCUUCUCUUACUGCGGAACUGUUGACAACAUUCAGAUUUCGCGUAAUAGCAGCACGACUGAAGGUAAAUUAGGAGGUUCGCAGUCUGCUUUAGUAACUUUCAGACAGCCAUAUGCCUUCCAAACUGCUCUUCUCCUUAAUUUUUCAUUGCAGGAUGCUAUAGUUGAUGGUAAACCAAUUUGUGUAUUGCCAGCUGGGGUUUUACCGAUUCCCAUUAUAUCAGAUGAAGAUCAGACGGAGAAGAAAAAGGAAGGGUUUGUCGGGAAACGCCAUAUAGCUUCAAGAGGGGCUGAAAUGUUGAGCAAGAUAGAGAUUGAGUGGGAGGAGAAAAGGAGAGUGGUGGUGGAGCAAACAAUAUCAGGAAUAGGAGCGGCUGAGGAGGCGGCAAAGCGUGUACGUGCACGGCUGUCUGAUGUUGUCGAAAAAGCCUGCAAGUUUGCCUCCCACUUGGGGACUACCGUCACCCACAAAUUUAAUCCCAACUCCACAAAGCAGAAAUGAAUGAUCCUCCCUCCUAUGUUUGCUUCAACUCUGCAUCAUUGCAUUGCAUCUACACUAAUACUAUACGCUUUUCCAUGUCUAGUGUCACUCUCUAAGGGAACACUCUCAACACGCUUCCCCUUCUUAAUAUUACUGAAAUCUGCUUUUUAAGGUGAGUCUACCAGUGUUAAAUCAAUCUAUUUAGGCUGUGUGUAGCUCUCAUUGCUAAAUAAUGAUGAAUA
Morus notabilis is the source of this 916-nucleotide messenger RNA. RefSeq lists its product as uncharacterized. Gene Ontology annotation, molecular function: RNA binding. The record is from RefSeq and is a predicted model, not a curated record. Bases 123 to 695 code for a protein of 190 amino acids. Lineage: Eukaryota; Viridiplantae; Streptophyta; Magnoliopsida; Rosales; Moraceae. The transcript has 4 exons.